Molecule: messenger RNA, 1167 nt
Organism: Prorocentrum cordatum
Lineage: Eukaryota; Dinophyceae; Prorocentrales; Prorocentraceae
Source: the annotation of a GenBank genome assembly
AUGGUCUUCCACCAGCGUGAGGGGUUCCUGAAGGCGGAGGUGGAGGCCUUCAGGCGGGUCUUCCAAGACCACGAUGAGGACAACAGCGGCGAGGUCGGCACCAGCGAGCUCAGCAAGUUGCUCCGCUACCUGGGCUACAGACAUUCCACUUCGGACGUGCACUCCUACAUCAUCGCCGCCGACAUCAACCAGAGCGGGCAGCUCGACUGGCGCGAGUUUCUGCACCUCAUGCGCUGCUUCAAGGAGGGGGCGUGCGAGGAGGCUCAGAGAGUGUUUGAGCAGAAGGCGCGGUGGGUCCGCGCGGGGGCCACCAAGGAGCUGGAGCAGGUGAUGGACCAGAAGCACCUCGGCAGGGCACUGGAGCAGCUGGGCUACAGCGCCGAGGCCGCGGCGGGCGCGCGGCCGGCGACGAGCACGAAGCUGAGGCUGGACGACUUCAUCGGCAUCCUCGACGCCACGCGGGUGGACUUCGUGGAGAGGGAGCGCGUCAAGGCCGGCUUCACCGAGGACGAGCUCGGAUUCUUCCGCAGGGUCUUCGACACGCACGACAGGAACAAGACCGGCUUCAUCGGUGUGCUCGAGAUGGAGACGAUCUUGAACAUGUUCGCUUGGGGCCCUACAGACAAACAGGAACAGCUGCUGCUGGCAUCAAAGAUGCAGAUGGCCACCGAGCGCGCCCGCGCGACGGGGAUGCCAGGCGCCAUCGGCAGCGAUGGCGAGACGAGCUUCUGGGUCUUCGUGCAGCUGUUGCGCCUGCUGCACGACGAGCAGGACCGGAGCGAGGACGCGCAGCUCCGGGCCCUCUGCUGCGAGCUGCGCUUCAGCGAGGUCGAGGUCGACCAGUUCCACCAGGUCUUCAGGCACUACGCGAAGCCCAACCCGGAGUUCAUUACCGGGCUCCAGAGGGGCGUGGCGCCCUACCUGCUGCCAGGCGACGGGGCCCGGAAGCUCAUCAGGUUCCUGGGCGUGCACAUCGGCGAGAGCGAGGGGAUGCUGCAGGAGAAGCUGGCCUCCCUGGACCCCAAGGGCCCGAAGGGCCACCCCAGGCUGGAGUUCUGGCCCUUCCUGCGGCUGAUGCGGUGGCUCAUGGACACCAACUUCAACGACGUCAACGACUGCGUCGCCAGUCGCCUGAGGGGCCUGCCGGCAGAGGCGGACUCGCCGUGA